Messenger RNA from Girardinichthys multiradiatus, 4346 nucleotides. RefSeq names its product gastrula zinc finger protein XlCGF57.1-like. The transcript is spliced from 3 exons. The record is from RefSeq and is a predicted model, not a curated record. Gene Ontology annotation, biological process: regulation of cytokine production; negative regulation of transcription by RNA polymerase II; regulation of immune system process. Lineage: Eukaryota; Metazoa; Chordata; Actinopteri; Cyprinodontiformes; Goodeidae. Bases 261 to 2042 code for a protein of 593 amino acids.
AGGUUUGUGAGACUUUGCGGGGAAGACAACAUCGUCUGUGGACAUCUGCUCUAAUCUUUGUUACUCAGCUGAGAACCGAGAGAGUGGGGACAGAGGGGAACCGGAACUUCUGACCAAGAUGCUGGUUUGUCUGUGAUUCCAGUUUGAUUCCAGCAGAAAAAACAGAAGAUACAGAUAAUAUGGCUGAAACCUUAACCCACUAGAACAUGUGAAGGUUGCUAACAAAGACUGUGAAAAGGAGAAUCCCAAGUUGAUUGAGGAUGUCGAAGAUGAUGAAGGUUGAAGCAGAAGACCUCGGUGGGUUCAGUGUGGUGCCCUCAAUAUCUGCAGCAUCCACAUCAGAACUGGAGCAGACCCAGGACAGCAAAGAUCUCAACCAUGAAAUGUUUGGGAUUAAAGAAGAGGUUCCCAACGACUGGAGCUCCAGUUUGGAGCUACAGCACCCAGAACACCUCCACAUAAAGGAAGAAGAGGAGGAACGUUGGAUCAGUCAGGAGGAAGAGCAACUUACUGUGAAGAAAGAAGAUGAAGAGAAACCCCAGUUUUCUGAACUUUAUCAGAUCAAAACUGAAUACAGCAAAGAGACUGAAGCUUCAACAAGCAGCAUAGCUGUACAGAUGGAAACAGAACCUCAUGGAGAGGACAGUAGAGGACCAGAAUCAGCCAGGAACUCAGAAUCAUUGUGUUCUUCCCAACAAAGUAAGAUGACUGUUCACAAAAGAGGUAAAAGGUCUAAACUGUGUUCCAAACUUACUGCUCAGAUUAGAGUCUAUGCAGGAGAAAGGCCAUUUAGUUGCAGUGUUUGUGGCAAAAGAUUUAAAAGUAAGACUCAUGUUAAAUUACACAUGAUGAUUCACACUGGAAAAAGAGAACAUAGCUGUGAUCUUUGUGGUAAAGGAUUUAAAGAAAAGCAUUGCCUUCAAAUACAUAUGAGACUCCACACUGGGGAGAGACCAUUUAAAUGUGAUGAUUGUGGUCGAAGGUUCCAUGCAAAGACGAAUCUUAAAACUCACUUGAAGGUCCAUUCAGAAGAUAAACCUUUUUCCUGUGAUGUUUGUAGUACAAGAUUUAAAAGAAAGGAGACACUCAAGAAGCACACAAUGAUCCACACUGCAGAGAAAACAUUUGUUUGUAGUGUUUGUGGGAAAGGAUUUUCUCUACAGAAGAGUCUAAAGACUCACAUGUGUCUUCACACAGGAGAGAAACCAUUUGUUUGUAGUGUUUGCAGUAAAGGAUUUGCAUUACAAGAGAAUCUAAAGAGACACAUGUGUUCUCACACUGGAGAAAAACCAUAUAUUUGUAGUGUUUGCAGUAAAGGGUUUUCAUUACGACAAAAUCUAAAGAGUCACAUGCAUGUUCAUACAGGAGAAAAACCAUUCAUUUGUAGUUUUUGUAGUAAAGGAUUUUAUAGACAUGGAGAUCUGAGGAGACACAUGAGUGUUCAUACAGGAGAGAAAGCAUUUAUUUGUAGUGUUUGCAGUAAAGGAUUUUCACAACAAAUUCAUUUAAAGAAUCACAUGCGUGUUCACACUGGAGAGACACCAUUUGUUUGCAGUGUUUGCAGUAAGGGAUUUUCACUGCAAGAAAAUCUGAAGAGACACAUGCAUGUUCACACAGGAGAGAAGCAGUUUAUUUGUGAUAUCUGCAGUAAAGGGUUUUCACAACAAGGGACUUUAAAAAGACACAUGAGUGUUCACACUGGAGAAAAACGGUUUAUUUGUAGUGUUUGUGGUAAAGGGUUUUCAAAGCAAAAUUAUCUUAAAAGCCACAUGGAAGUUCACACCGCACCAUUUAGCUGUAGCGAUUGUAGUAAGCGUUUUGUGAACGAAAUCCAGUUAGGGCGACAUGUGAGAGUCCACACAGAGGAGAGACCGUUUGGUUGUGAUAUCUGUAAAAGCAGAUUUAAUCAAAAGUGUCAGCUUCAAAAUCACUUGAGAGUCCAUUCAGGGGAGAAACCGUUUGUGUGUAGCGUUUGCAGUAAAGGAUUUUCACAACAUGGAAAUCUGAAGAGACACAUGGUUGUUCACGAGGGCUGCAAGUAAUGAAUAUUAUAAUACUCGACUCAUUUAACCAUAUAUUUUUUUCAUUAACUGCUAUAAUUUAAUAUGUAACAUGAUUGCUUUGUGUUGUCACACCUGUUCUGAGCAUGUUCUUCAUCAUCACUCCCAAAAGUAAAUUUAAAUGUUAUUUUAAACUAUGAUCUAUUUUGCUUGGAUCACCCGCAGUUCAAAAUCCAAAAUACUGAAGACAGUCGGAAUGGGAGGGAAAUAAUCCACUUUUAGAUGCAUUGGGAUGUAGAUGAUCUCUUAAAAAAUGAAAUUUUCUUCGAAAAAGCUUAAUAUUUUUUUUUAUUUUAGAUUUUUAUACUUUUUUGUUCAAUUAACUUUGGUAUUUGUUGCAAAACACAAAAGCUGAAAAAGAUUUGCAUAAAUGUGCCUCUGAAUGUUUGCAUAAACAUUUAUCAGGGGAAACAAAGCAGGAAGCACAGUGAGCAUUACUACGUUUAGAAACAUAAAAAAAAUGACUUGGUUUUUAUCAGUAGCUGUUAGGGGUUUUUUGUUCAACGCUGCUCUGGAUCACAACCCAGGGUCUGCAGUGCAUAUUUAAAAUGGAUGGGACCCAUACUGAUUUUUAUGGCAAUUUUGACUCCAUGGAAUAUUUAAGUCAUAUCAUACACUCGAUAAUCUAUGUUGAAAUAACUUCAAAAUGAACAUUUUUUAUUAUCAACUGUCUCCACAACUGUAAUCAGUGCUUACUAAAUACCAGAGGUGGGUAAUCCAGGUCCAGAAAGUAAAAAGCCUGUACAGAGAUUAGUUCCAACCAUUUGGAUUUCCAGAUCUACAACAUAGACGGGGACUAAUCACCUGGUUAAUUGAACAGAAUGAAGGAAAAGUGAGACUGAAGCUCAGCAUCAGCACACAGAUUUUAACUCUUGAAGCAGCUCAGCAGUCAAAUGGCUUACGGCUCAUUUGAGCAACUUUAUUCGUUUAGGCACUUUGCCCUCUGUAGAAAUGAUUUCAUGCUUUUAAAGAAGUCAUUUUAUAAUGGGGUGAUAACCGUUGCUUUAAUUAGCACCAAAAACAAAACAAAAAAUACAUGUUGGAGAGAAAUUCCUUUUCCUGUGUAAUGCCCUGAUAUCAGCUGGGCAACAAAGUCCAGACUGGUGAGUUUUGGGUUUUUCUACACUAAUAAAUAUUCAAACAUGCAAAAUUUGUCAACAAAGUCCUGUCUUUACAGUAUUCCAGUCAUGGUACAGUGUGUGCCAGAAUGGAGGGUGUGAGGAAAACCAUUUUUAAUGCAUCUUGAGUGCACAUCCACCUGUAUUUAUUGCCCUCUGUAUACAAUUGGAUCACUGAGGCCCUGUUUACACAACAUUUUCUGGUGAAAAUGGAAAAGUUUUGUCACGUUUCUACUGUCCGUGUACACGACAACGGCACUCACCUUUUCAGAAAAUGGCCUGAUUUGAAAAUGGGUUCCAGGAUGUAACUUUUUGAAAAUGUCCUGGUCUCUGUUUUCAUGUAGACAGGAAACCCAGAAUCUUCCUGUAGGGGGAAAGGCCUGGCACAUGCCCAAUAUGAGUGCAAUCAGUAGAAAUUAAUAUGAACGCGCACAGCAUCAUGAAUGCCAACCAGUUUAAAACCCACAGAAGAAGUCAUCCAUAACAAUGGUGGAUUGCAGAGUACUGUUUAUGCUGCUGGCUCUUUUGAAUACAACAAUGGUCAACAACAAAGUGCUCUUUUUUUUUUUUUAAGUUGGGAGUGUUUACAUGUAUGCGAAUGUUUGUAAGUUUCAAAGAACAUACAGCCAACUAGUGGUGUGGCAGGGCAAUUAUGUAGUUUUUACAUUUCUAAUAAUGUGGUGUGCAUGGAGAUCAUAAUUAAAACGCUGACAUGUCGAUGUGUUGACAGAAACGGAAAAACAAUCCCAUUUUCAUUGGAUCGUUGUCGUGUGCCCAGGGCUUUAGGCUGCAUGUUGGUGUCCAGUUUGAACAGGACCUUAAAUCUAGAAUAAAUGUUUUAAACCCUAAUGGAAAACUCUCCAGUUUAUUCUAACAAGAUCCAAAUGACCAUUACCGUUUAAUAAAUCGUGUUAUUCUUUGUUAUUAUUUAUUUCAGCUGAUUUUCCUUUUAUUCAUAAGCGGUAUAAGUAGUGUAGUUAUUGUUUGUUAGUCGAUAUAUAUUGUUUUUUCUUCCUUUUAUGCAUUAUGAGUAGACGCUAUUACCUAUUAGGUUUAUUUUUAACAAACUGAAACAUUAAUUCCAUUAUUUGCUCCCAAAGAUUUCCUCACAAUCUAUGGCUGAUGUUUAAUUUUUGCUGGUUGAUCGAUAAUAAACUACCUACUCUUG